AUGGUAGAGAGCACCUAUGCGAGCGACUCGCCCCGAUCACGCUCUCCCAUGACGGAGCCAUCGAGUCCGCUGCACGAUGGUCCCGGUAUAUCCGGCUACAACCACAGCUACCUGUACAGCUACUCGCCCGAGAGCUUCCAGCAGAAGCUGAAGAGCGCCGACGUGCAGAAUCACGUGUCUCCGAGGCGCAACGACGUCGCCGGCGCGGCCGCCGAUGCGCACGUCGACCGGACGUCGUACUCGAGGAGCCCGAUCGGCAGCACGGAGGAGGUAACGCGACACCCCGGGAACCGCGAGCCGGCCUCCUCGCGCGCCGGCUCCUCCGCCACCAUGUCGUCGCCCACCUCGCUCUUCACCAUCGACAGCAUCCUGGCGCCGAGGCCGAUCGGCAACGUCGUCAGCCCGACGAGCACCACCACCGUCGCCGGCUCCGGCGUCAUCCAGACGCCGGAGACGAUCGAGUCGGCGGGCCGCGCCACCGCGAUGCAUCCGUUGCAGCAGCAGCUGCACCACUUGGCGUUCACCUCGGCGGAUUUUCUCGCCGCCGCAUAUCCAGGACUCUAUCCGGGAGGAUACGUGGCCGCGAUGGCUGCCGCCGGUGUCUCUCUUCACGGACAGCCGGCCUUCUACCACGCCGGCCACCAUUAUCAAAUCAAUCCCAACAACCCGGGAAUGGGCCCGAUGGCGAAGAGGAAACGUCGCCACCGGACGAUAUUUACCGAGGAGCAACUGGAGCAAUUAGAGGCGACCUUCGACAAGACGCACUACCCCGACGUGCUGCUGCGAGAACAAUUGGCGCUCCAAGUUGAUCUUAAGGAAGAGAGGAUCGAGGUGUGGUUCAAGAAUCGUCGCGCCAAGUGGCGGAAGCAGAAGCGGGAGGAGCAAGAUCGUCUGCGGAAGCUGCAACUGGAGCAACGUCAGCGCAACGACGACGGCGGCGGCGCCGCGGCGACGGUGAUGGUGAGCGAUCGUUUGAGCCUGAGCAGGCAGCAGCAACAGAAACUCGAGCAGGAUACGGACAGCUCCGAUCUCGAGGUGGCGUAGUCGGGGCCACGGCGAGAUGAGUCGCGAAUCCUUCCAUCGGCAGCCGACG
Molecule: messenger RNA, 1093 nt
Organism: Dinoponera quadriceps
Lineage: Eukaryota; Metazoa; Arthropoda; Insecta; Hymenoptera; Formicidae
Gene: Gsc
Product: homeobox protein goosecoid
Exons: 3
Coding region: 1-1044 (347 amino acids)
Biological process (GO): regulation of transcription by RNA polymerase II
Molecular function (GO): DNA-binding transcription factor activity, RNA polymerase II-specific; RNA polymerase II transcription regulatory region sequence-specific DNA binding
Source: RefSeq, a predicted model, not a curated record